Molecule: messenger RNA, 2486 nt
Organism: Triplophysa dalaica
Lineage: Eukaryota; Metazoa; Chordata; Actinopteri; Cypriniformes; Nemacheilidae
Gene: lpar6a
Product: lysophosphatidic acid receptor 6a
Exons: 1
Coding region: 858-1946 (362 amino acids)
Biological process (GO): phospholipase C-activating G protein-coupled receptor signaling pathway; positive regulation of Rho protein signal transduction
Cellular component (GO): membrane
Molecular function (GO): lysophosphatidic acid receptor activity
Source: RefSeq, a predicted model, not a curated record
UCGCUGUGAGUCAAUAGGCAUGAUAACACUUGUAAAAGCCUUCACAGUGCUGUUGCCUCACACCCCGCCUCUUCAAUGCACGCAGCCCAGAAGCCCCCAAGGCUGUCGCUGACGGAGAUACCGAGACAGAGUAGUAAGGAAGGGGGUGGGUCAGGAGACAAAUGCUCACUGGAAGCUGUGAGCUCGACUGGCUCAUUCUCCUGUCACACGCUUAGAGAGCAGGACCGAGACUGCGUGUCUAGCCCUUUACCGCAAACACGAUGUGCUGUACGCCUUCUGCAGGUGCUCUGAGAUUUCCAGACGUAGAACAAAGACGGGACUAAUUGAAGGAUCCUGCAAGAAGGGGGAGAGAGACUAUCAUUUGGAGUUUGUUAACAAGAAGAAGAUUGAUUUCCUCCAAUGGGAUUUACUUGUUGUGGAAACUCAUGUGGUAUUGCUCAAGUCAAACUGGAGGGAAAGACAGCGUGACUUCAAACUUUGGAGUAAGUAACUUCUAACCUUGGGGCUAGAGUCCUGUGGGGUGACUUGGGAAAGGGCAAAUAGAAGGGGGAGGGGAAGAGGUAGUUGGGGUCUGGCUCCAGUCUCUGGGGAAAAAUGCUUUCAACAUGAGCUAACCCCCCCGCAGAACCCAGCACGCUUUGUUAAAGACUGCCGGCGUGAAGCGUUUGAUCACUCGCAGCAAACACAUUUCAAGAGAUCUAUGCAUCCUCGAAGGCAGGAGCGCCUUGCGUUUUGAAGCCAUCCAUCUGUCGCCCAUGCUUUAUUUCCCCUGUUAAAUCUUGGACUGAGGGAAAUCCUCUUAUUGUUUUGUCUUCGCCCAACUGCCACCCCGUAGUGCACCUUUGUUUCACGGCGAGAUGUAUAACACAACUUCUCUGAUGGAUGUUUCGAUCCAUUCCGUCUCUGAGCAUGGGAACAACGUCACUCAUUGCCCGAAGAAUGAUGGCUUUAAAUAUCCCCUCUAUAGCAUUGUCUUCAGCAUCGUCUUCAUGGUGGGACUCAUCACCAACAUGGCGGCCAUGUACAUUUUCACCUGUUCCCUGAAACUGAGAAACGAGACCACCACGUACAUGAUAAACCUGGUGGUGUCCGACUUGUUGUUCGUUCUUACGCUGCCCUUGCGGGUCUUUUAUUUCAUUCAGCAGGACUGGCCGUUUGGCAGCCUGAUCUGCCAGCUCUCCGUCUCGCUCUUUUACACCAACAUGUAUGGGAGCAUCCUGUUCCUCACCUGCAUCAGCGUGGACCGCUUCCUCGCCAUCGUCUACCCCUUUCGCUCCAGGGGGCUUCGAACCAAACGAAACGCUAAAAUCGUCUGUGUGGCCGUUUGGAUUCUGGUGCUCUCCGGAAGUCUCCCGACGGGCUUCCUGCUGACUAGUACCAACAUGCAAAACAACACGACAGCGUGCUUCGAGAACUUCUCGUCGAAACAGUGGAAGAGCCAUCUGUCCAAGGUGGUGAUCUUUAUCGAGACGGUGGGCUUCCUCAUCCCACUGAUCCUGAACGUGGUUUGCUCUGCUAUGGUGCUCCAGAUUUUGAGGAGACCCCAGACCUUCAGCCAGGGCGGGAAGCUGAACAAAAAAAAGAUUUUGAGGAUGAUCAUCGUCCACCUGUCAAUCUUUUGCUUCUGCUUCAUACCUUACAACGUCAACCUGGUGUUCUACUCCCUAGUGCGGACGAAUACCUUAAAGGGGUGCGGCGUGGAAUCUGUGAUCCGGGCCAUCUAUCCCAUCGCUUUGUGCAUUGCCGUGUCCAACUGCUGUUUUGAUCCCAUCAUCUAUUACUUUACAUCAGAGACGAUACAGAACUCCAUCAAGAGAAAGUCGCAGAACAGCAAUAUCCUUGAUGUGAAGUUCUCUGAGGCUUUGCAGUCAGAAACGACCUCCACACUUCAGUUCAGUCUGAGGACCAUAAAGAACAAGAUGUUUCACAAUGAAUCUAACGUAUGAGGAGAUACAAGGACGGAUGGAGUGAGUGAAACUAAGCACCGUGUGACAUGUGGAACACUCCCAGAUUGGGUUAGUUAAUAUGGCUCAGCGCAAAGAGUAAACUGUUCCCUUUCGAGAGGGAUUUAACUUCAGAUAUACUUUAACCCAAUGCAGGGCAGCACACCUGUUUUCAAUGGGAUUAUAUGCAAACAUUUGGAAAGUGUGGAGUAAAAACUGGAACUAGAUUAAAAUAGACCAGAAUGUAUGUGAAUGUGCUUAGAUUUCAGAAAUGGUAAGUCAAUGUAGAAAUAACAUUCGAUAAUAUAACCACUAUUUAAAAGGAAUAUAAGUACACAGAACCAUUAAUGUAUCUUAUUAACUUCGAAUGACUACACACACUGACUGCCUGAAGUGUCAUAGUAUUAACAAGCUGAACUCUAUUGAUGGCACUUUAUACUUUUUUACAUACUGUACUUAACUUUGCACUGACAUUGAUGCUGUCAUAAGGCACUGUUUAUUUGCCUCGCAAACUUCACUUAAAAAUAAACUUUUUAAAUGAAA